Molecule: messenger RNA, 933 nt
Organism: Ipomoea nil (Japanese morning glory)
Lineage: Eukaryota; Viridiplantae; Streptophyta; Magnoliopsida; Solanales; Convolvulaceae
Product: heat shock factor protein HSF8-like
Biological process (GO): regulation of transcription by RNA polymerase II
Cellular component (GO): nucleus
Molecular function (GO): DNA-binding transcription factor activity; RNA polymerase II cis-regulatory region sequence-specific DNA binding
Source: RefSeq, a predicted model, not a curated record
AAAUGUGGAACUGUCCUACUUGUGUCUUAUAUCUAUUUGGAUUUCUUUGUGGAGCAGGGUUUUAGAAAGGUUGAUCCAAACCGCUGGGAGUUUGCUAAUGAGGGAUUUUUAAGAGAUCAAAAACACCUGCUUAGAAGUAUUAGUCGGCGAAAACCUGCUCAUGGACAGAAUUACCCACAACAACAACCUCAAGGACAGAGUUCAUCUGUUGGGGCGUGUGUGGAGGUCAGGAAAUUUGGUCUUGAAGAGGAGGUUGAGAGGUUGAAGAGAGACAAAAAUGUACUUAUGCAAGAACUUGUUAGGUUGAGGCAGCAGCAACAGUCCACUGACAAUCAGUUGCAAACAAUGGUGCAGUGCCUACAGGGUAUGGAGCAGCGACAACAACAGAUGAUGUCGUUCCGCAACAGCCCUGGAUUUCUGGCGCACUAAGUGCAGCAGCAAAAUGACAACAAUCGGCGCAUAAUUGAAGGGAACAAGAAACGAAGGCUUAAACAGAAAGUUGGUUUGGAUGAUCACUUUGUGAGCCCUGCCGACAGUCAGAUUGUAAAGUAUCAACCUAUGAAUGAUGCAGCAGCGGCAGUGCUUCGGCAAUUGAUGAAAAUGGAUUCUUCUCCUAGACUCGAGAACUUUGGCAGAAGUAGUCCUGAUAACUUUAUGAUUAGUGAUGUUUCUUCUCAAUCUAAUAAUACAUUAGACCAUGGGAGCUCACUCAACCAUUUUUCUAGGCAGCCUUUUGUGCCUGCAACUUCCUCAGUUACUGGUCAAGGUCCACUACCAACUAUAUUUGAGAUUCAGUCUUCCCGACUCGUCAAAUCUGCUGAAAUGGCAAGUGAUCAAUUUUCAGAUCAAAGAGGUUUCUCAACUGGUUCAAGUUGUGAUGAAGAUAGCCUGCACGUCAAGACCAUGGUGAUGCUGGAGUGGUCGCUGGAGUAG